Molecule: messenger RNA, 378 nt
Organism: Hansenula anomala
Lineage: Eukaryota; Fungi; Ascomycota; Saccharomycetes; Phaffomycetales; Wickerhamomycetaceae
Gene: NTF2
Product: Ran GTPase-binding protein NTF2
Exons: 4
Coding region: 1-378 (125 amino acids)
Biological process (GO): protein import into nucleus
Cellular component (GO): nuclear pore central transport channel
Source: RefSeq, a predicted model, not a curated record
AUGUCUGUCGAUUUCAACACCUUAGCCCAACAAUUCACUGAAUUUUACUACAACCAAUUUGACUCUGAUAGAUCCCAAUUGGGUAACUUAUACAGAGAUCAAUCAAUGUUGACUUUUGAAACUUCUCAAGUUCAAGGUGCUAAAGCCAUUGUUGAAAAAUUAACUGCCUUGCCUUUCCAAAAAGUUGGUCACAGAAUCACAACUUUAGAUGCUCAACCAGCUUCUCCAAAUGGUGAUGUCUUGGUCCUUGUCACUGGUGAUUUAUUAAUUGAUGAAGAACAAAACCCACAACGUUAUUCUCAAGUCUUCCACUUGAUCCCAGAAGCUGGCUCUUACUUUGUCUACAAUGAUAUCUUUAGAUUAAACUAUGGUGCUUAG